AUGAACCGAGAAGCAGCUGAAGUGCCUGAUGACCCGUUUGCUGCCCUCUCUGAGGAAAAACAAAAAUCACAUGGCUAUCCAGUCUUGGUCCCCUGCUGCAUCCAAGACUGGGCCAGCCAAAUCAUUGAUUAUCAGCUAAACGGUGACCCACGGCUUGUGAACUACCGCACCACAUAUGCAGACCACUUCCAGCGUCCCACUUCAUUUGAUGAUAUCAGCGGCACAAUUACACCAGUCAAGGACAGCAAGAACCAAAAAGAGGAGAAACUCCCUGGCUCCUCUGCCAAAUCUGUGCUCAUCAAGUACACUGCACCCCAAGAUGGUACAAAGAUACAACGGUAUAGACUCAACCAUCCUCUCAGGUCGGCAUACAAUGACACUUACCAGUUCCGCUGGUGUGCUCCCCCAAAGCCUGUGACGCAGAGUUCUACAUUUACAAUGGGAGACCCAGAGACAAUUAAGGAGCGUGAAACCACCUACAGUGCUCAUUACAAGCAGAAAGGCAGAGUGAGCUCAGAAGUAAUAAACCAGACUCAUGAACAUCAGCUGAUUAAUCUUGGGGACUACCCAGAGAAGUGGAAAACCACAACGUCUGAUGUCCAUCCUGCAAUUAAAUCAGAUCCUGUCCUCCUGGUGAAGAAAGACAGAAACUUCAGCUCCGUUCCCAGGGGAGACAUGGAUCCUGAGCGAAACCGUGCAAGGAUGACAGCCACUUCAUACAAGUUCUUCUUUUCAAAGAAUAUCCCCAGGGGGCCCCUGGACCGCGUCGAUGGGCCUGCCUCCAGGACAAAGAGCAAUGUGGUGCUGGGGCAGGCCGGCAAGGAGGGCCUGUCAUACACGUCGAGUUCAAGUGUGGACUAUCCUCACAGGACAGCACCCCGUGUUCUGCCCAUCACUCCCUCCCCUGGCUAUGAGAUGCCCAAUGAAGAAACUGGACCAAAACUGACUACCAUGCAGACAGACUACCCACCAGUGAAGGGCACAAGGCACUCACUUCGCCCAGAACAACUUGAGCUGCUUAAAGGUAGCCACAUUCCUGCUCAUUUCAAGAGGGGGUAUUUCACAACAGCCUAUAAAGAGGAUUAUACACAAAAGCGUCCCAUCAGGAACGUGCUGGCCCAUGUGCCUGUGCAAACUGUCAGUCAUAUGCCCUUUUAAAGAGGAGAGAAGCCACCAUUGCUUUGUGCGAGUAUCAUCACUGCACCACAAUCCUUGGACUCAUUUAGAUCACGGCUUCUCCGUACAGCCAGUUUGGAUCAUGUACCUUUGCAACAUAUCAACCAUGUGUCCUUUGUGUAUUGUUUUAUAAAAACAAGAGUUAUAAUCGAAUAAGCCUGUUUUCUCAGGUAGAAACUAUUGUUAAAAUGUGCACUACGAUUUUUGUGUUUAAUGUUUUUAUUUGAAGU
Molecule: messenger RNA, 1406 nt
Organism: Anguilla anguilla (European eel)
Lineage: Eukaryota; Metazoa; Chordata; Actinopteri; Anguilliformes; Anguillidae
Exons: 8
Coding region: 1-1158 (385 amino acids)
Source: RefSeq, a predicted model, not a curated record